UUUCAUCCACAUGAUCUUAGGAAAAGCACCCUCUUUUAGUAAUCUGCGUCUUGUAAUUUCAAGAAUUCUUUGUAUUUCCACCUGAAAAGUUGGUUACUUGUUUAGCAUCAACCUUUGUCCGCGAAAAUCAUGGCGAGUUUGAAAUCUGGGGUUGUUGUAAAGUUACUUGAAGAAAUGAAAAUGGGUGAAAAUGCCAUAGUAGAAGAUAGAAAGCCAGCAUUGUUACAAAUCAGAAGCAUAAUUCCUGUUCUAGAAGAAGGUAAUCUCUUGCCCAACAGAGGAUUUUACCUCAAGAUUUCAGAUGCAUCACACGCAAUUUAUGUCACCUUGCCCCAAGACCAAAAUGAGCUAAUUUUAGGCAACAAAUUAAAACUAGGACAAUUCAUUUAUUUACAAAAAUUGGAGGAUGCAGAACCAUUUCCAUUGCUCAAAGAUUUUACGCCUCUCCCUGGUAGGCGUCCAUGUGAUGGAACCCCCGAAGAAAUUGAUUCGGUUCCAAAUUUGGAAAAAAAUCUUGAUGCAUCCAAUUCUGAUUUUAUUGUUGAAAAGGGUGUCAUUUCUGAAGAAAAUAUUAUGGAUAUAUCAUCUUGUUUAAGAAGGUUAUCUUUAGAGUCAUCUGAUGUAGAAGAAGUGAGGAGAAAAAGUAGUAAUGUUCUUGAGGAAAGUACUAAUAAAGGCAAGUUUAGGUCCUUGAGUGCUUCGAAAACUCGUCCAGGAGUUAAAAGAUCUGAUGUUGAGAGCAGAAAUUAUAGGAGUAGGAGAAUGUCUUUUGAUAAUGAUAGCGAUACAGAUAGCACGGUAUCUUCAGUUUCAUCAUCUACAUGGAUUUCUAAGAGGAAAAGUUGGAAUGAGUUAAAGAAUUUGGGAGCUAAUGAGAUUUUUGAUUCUUCAGUUGUUAAGCACAAUAUCAAACCACCACGUUGUCGUAGUGCAACUGUUUCACCCGUUCGUUCUGUCAAAUACUGUCGACAGGUUUCACCGAUUCGUUCUGUCAAAUAUGACAGCUCAGAUGACAAUUCAAGUUCAAUAUCAAGAAGAAGGAUUGUUGAUUCUGCAAAGAAAAUAGUCAAGAGUUCAACUAAGAGCAAGAAUUAUGUGUCAAAGAUAAAAUGUGAACAGACCAUCCAUCCAAUUGAGAAACAAUGGGCAGAAAGUGAGAUUUCAUGGGAUUCACUUCCCUCAAGUUUAGUGGAGCUUGGCAAGGAGGUUGUAAAAAAAAGAGACAUUGCUUUGUUUGCAGCUGCUGAGGCUUUGCAAGAAGCUUGUGCAGCUGAGAGGUUGCUCAAUUCCUUGAGCAAAUUCUCAGAGUUUCAUUUACCUGAAGAAGGUGAUCUACAGCCUCAUAUCGACACGUUUUUGGAUCUUCAGGAUGAUAUGGCUCAAACAAGACUAAUAAUGAAGUCGCUAACAAAUAUAAGUACUCUAACUAGAAGAGAAGAAACUGGUUCAAGUAGCACUAGUGUAGAUAAUGAAGCAUCGAAAAUCACAGUGCAAAAAAAGAAAAAUGCUGCUGCAUGGAUAAAAUCAGCAGUGGCUUUAGAUCUUUCACCAUGCCCCACUGCCCUCAAUCCAAUUCCCAACACUAUGAGCAUCACCAAUACAUUGAAGAAGUCAAAUACAUCGAAUCACAGUACCAAACAAAAAAGCUCAAGCAUCAUUAAAACAGAUCAGAAUAGGAACACUGAUGAUAUUUCUCUUGUAUUGACAUCUAACAACGAUGUGCAAUCUGAAUGGACCAGGGGUAGCACUAUCGAUGUAGCUACUAACCUAGCUUGUACGUUGCAGGACGAGUGUAGAAAAAUGUUUUUGGGCUACAUAGAGAAAUAUAUAAAUGAACUUGAAAAGAAAAUGUCUUUGAUGGUAUCGGAUAAUCAAGUAGCAGCAAUGAUGUAUAAGGUCAAGAGAGUAAAUGACUGGUUAGAUUUGAUCAUCAACAACAAGGAAGGGAAUGAAAGCAAAGAAGGUUCAAAUUUGGAUGAGUUAGAAAUUGAGGCAUGUCAUAGAGUGAGGAACAAAAUAUGUGGGAUCCUACUGAAGCAUGUGGAGAGGACUACUAUGGCUUUUGAAAGUAGCAAAAUGCUCCGUUACAUCGUUGACAACUGAGAUUCAACUGCUAGCUCAAUAGAAUUGCUCCUUUAGUAGGGAAAGGUGCAGUGUACUAGUGCAGAUCAUUCUCAUUCUCAGAGAAUAAAUGCAAUACUCCUUCCAUGCGUCAACACCUUGGUCUGUAGAUACGCUGCUGUAUAUAGAACCAGUGGUAGGGCCACGUGAAGGGUGGUAAGUUGAACACCCUUCAUUAGAAAAAUAUACAACAUAUAUAGAAAGUUAUACAAGCCGAGGGUCUUUCGGAAUCAACCUCUAUACCUCCCAAGGUAGGGGAAAGAUCUGCGUACACUCUACCCUCCCAGACCCCACUUGUGGAGAUUACACUGGGUAUGAUGUUGUUGUUGUAUAUAGAAAGUUAUACAGUGUAUAUAUGUCAAAUAUUACUCUUUAUACAUAUAUAAUAAAUC
This is a messenger RNA of Lycium barbarum (goji berry), 2513 nucleotides long. RefSeq lists its product as uncharacterized. Bases 130 to 2103 code for a protein of 657 amino acids. The transcript has 4 exons. Lineage: Eukaryota; Viridiplantae; Streptophyta; Magnoliopsida; Solanales; Solanaceae. The record is from RefSeq and is a predicted model, not a curated record.